Molecule: messenger RNA, 6022 nt
Organism: Oryzias melastigma (Indian medaka)
Lineage: Eukaryota; Metazoa; Chordata; Actinopteri; Beloniformes; Adrianichthyidae
Gene: sema6d
Product: sema domain, transmembrane domain (TM), and cytoplasmic domain, (semaphorin) 6D, like
Exons: 20
Coding region: 184-3513 (1109 amino acids)
Biological process (GO): negative chemotaxis; negative regulation of axon extension involved in axon guidance; axon guidance
Molecular function (GO): chemorepellent activity; semaphorin receptor binding
Source: RefSeq, a predicted model, not a curated record
GUCGAAUUACACCAUUUGCCGUGCAUUAGUUUGUUUUUCUCCCUGCCAGGAGAAGUUGAUUCACGGCGACGCGCGGCACUAUUUCUUUUGGAUUACAGCAAAGGAUAAGGAUACAAAAUAAUCAUUUCAGAUGAGGUAACACCUCCACCAGUGUGAAGCAGGAAGUGUUGUCUGUGAGCAGCCAUGGGCCAGAGAGCUGCGCUACUGCUCAGUGAGCUUCUGCUACUGUUGCUGACAGCAUCGCGCACUCUCCUCGCAGUCAGCUUCCCAGAGGACGUGGCGCCCCUCGAUGUCGUUGACGCACAUUUUUCCCGGAGGUACCCCGUGUUCAGAGGCAGGCCCUCUGCGAACGAGUCCCAGCAUCGCCUUGACUUUCAGCUGAUGACCAAGAUACAGGACACUCUGUUCAUUGCUGGCAGAGAUCAGGUGUACCUAGUCAGUCUGAGAGAAUCCUACAGAAAUGAGAUCAUUCCUUACCGGAAGUUAACAUGGCGGUCGGGCCAAGAUGACAGAGAUAUGUGCGCUGUGAAAGGAAAACACAGAGACGAGUGCCACAACUUCAUCAAAGUGUUGGUUCCCAGAAAUGACGACCUGGUCUUUAUCUGUGGCACGAACGGCUUUAACCCCAUGUGCAGAUACUACAGGCUGGAUAACCUCGAGUUUGACGGCGAAGAGAUCAAUGGUCUGGCACGGUGCCCAUUUGACUCCAAGCAAACCAACGUUGCUCUCUUUGCUGAAGGAAAGUUGUAUUCUGCCACUGUGGCCGACUUCCAAGCCAGCGAUUCUGUAAUCUAUCGCAGUAUGGGUGAUGGAUCAGCACUGAGGACCAUCAAAUACGACUCCAAAUGGUUAAAAGAACCUCAUUUCCUGCAUGCAGCCGAGUAUGGGAACUAUGUGUAUUUCUUCUACCGAGAGAUUGCAGUGGAGCACAGCAAUUUGGGGAAGGUUGUGUAUUCCAGAGUGGCUCGGAUCUGUAAAAAUGACGUGGGAGGGUCACAGCGGGUGCUGGAGAAGCACUGGACGUCCUUCGUGAAGGCGAGGCUGAACUGUUCAGUGCCAGGGGAGUCCUUCUUCUACUUUGACGUCCUCCAGUCCAUCACUGACAUCAUCGACAUUAACGGGGUUCCCUCGGUGGUCGGGGUUUUCACCACACAGAUGAACAGCAUCCCAGGCUCAGCUGUGUGUGCCUUCUCCAUGGCGGACAUAGAGAAAGUGUUCUGGGGCCGCUUCAAAGAACAGAAGACCCCAGAUUCUGUGUGGACUCCGUUUCCUGAAGAAAAACUACCCAAACCCAGACCGGGGAGCUGUGCAGGUCAUGGUCCAGCUGCGUCCUUUAAAAACUCCAUCGAGUUCCCGGAUGAAACCCUGCAGUUCAUCAAGUCCCACCCCCUCAUGGACACAGCAGUGCCUUCUACUGGGGAUGAACCUUGGUUCACCAAGACACGUGUCCGGUACAGACUAACGGCACUGGCUGUGGACAAUGAAGCUGGACCUCACAAGAACUACACUGUGGUGUUUAUCGGCGCUGAGUCAGGGGUCAUCCUCAAGGUUUUGGCUAAGACUUCCCCCAUGCUCUUGAAUGACAGCCUGCUCCUGGAGGAGAUAGAUGUCUUCAAUAAGGCCAAGUGUCUUUCUAACCAUGAGGACGACAAGCGUGUCCUCUCGCUGCACGUGGACAAAGACGCGCACAGCCUUUAUGUCGCCUUUUCCAGUUGUGUAAUCCGCAUUCCGCUGAGUCGCUGCGAAAGACAUUCUUCCUGCCACAAGUCUUGCAUUGCAUCAAGGGAUCCUUACUGUGGCUGGAGGUCUCACGGUGCUUGUGAGAAGAUACAGCCGGGUGUUCUAACUGGAUAUGAGCAAGACGUUGAAUUAGGAAACACAGCCCAUCUUGGAGACUGCCAUGCUUUUUUGGGCAGUACUUCAGUGCCAGAUUUCAAACCAUUUGGCGACCCUACCUCUGACAUGGAGUUGUCAUCAGCGCCAGUCACUCCCCAGCCCAGUGGGCCCAUACACCCCCCAGUACUCAUAUCCACUCACAGCCCAGGUGCUGAGCCUGGUCCAGAGCUCUACGGCUCAGGCUUUGCACAGGAGGAUGACCCAACCACCUCCAAUUCUUUAAAAUCUUUCCCAGGGGUGCCAGAGGGCGUGGCGGCGACUAACCAAUGGAGCGAUACCAACCAGAUGGUUCACAUGAACAUCCUCAUCACCUGCGUCUUUGCCGCUUUUCUUAUGGGAGCUCUCCUGGCGGGUUUGAUUGUGUUCUGCUACCGGGACUCAUUUCUACGCAAACCAAGACGCGUGCACAAGGACGCCGAGUCCGAGGCACCAUCUUGCUCUGAUUCUGCUGGGAGUUUUGUCAAGCUCAAUGGCCUUUUUGACAGCCCUGUAAAGGAGUACCAAACAAACAUGGAUUCUCCUAAACUGUACACCAACCUGUUGAGUAAUGGCAAAGACUUGAAUACAUCCAAUGGUGACACCAAGACUAUGAUCCUACGGGAUGGAUGUCAGCCACCAGAACUUGCUGCUCUACCCACACCAGAGUCCACACCUGUGCUCCAGCAGAAAGGCCUACAGCCUAUCAAGAACCAGUGGGAGAGGGCCCAUGGGAAGGUCAGCGGGUCCCACAAGGAGUCAAAUUCAUCGGCCAAGAGUCCACAGUUCCUUCUCUCUUCUCCCUCCCCUGCCAACCCCCACCACUCUCACCUUGGCUUGGGACAUUCCCAUAUUCCCAGUGCAGUUGUCUUGCCCAAUGCCACCCAUGACCAUCAGAACACUGACAAUGAGGAUGAACCUCUGCCUCAUUCUUCUGAAAAGAAGUUGAAAAAUAUAGACUCUAAAGGGGGCAGAAGAGACCAGAAGAGGUCUGUGGAUGCCAGAAACACUUUAAAUGACCUUUUAAAACACCUCAAUGACUCUGUGGCCAAUCCCAAGGCCAUUUUCCAGGAGGGGUCAGGGCCCCAUCCAAGGCCACAACUCACACUGGAGCCCAUGGAGGAACUGACUGAAAUGCCUCCCAAGGUGCCCAGUCGUGAGGCUUCCUUGUACUCUCCCUCCUCCUCCUUGCCAAGGCACAGCCCUACAAAGAGGGUCGAUGUGCCCAUGCCCACGACUCCCACCACACCAACGGGAAGUCUGAGCAUGGGGGGCACAUUGGAGAGACAAAGAGGUGGUUAUCAACUCCAUAGGAGUGCCUCUCACAGGCAUUCCUUAUCCACCUCACCAAAUGUGACCAUGGGGGUGUCUGUAUCUCGCCAACACAGUAUGAACAGAGGAGGUUACAUGCCCCCGACGCCCCCAUCAAGACUUGAUUCUCAUGGUGCAGUAGUAGCAUCGGGAAUGCACUCACCCCACCCUUCUUCUUUGUCACGGCAGAGCAGCUACAGUGGUCAUGACUCCCUCCCCCGCACAGGGGUUAAACGGACCCCUUCAAUAAAGCCAGACGUACCCCCAAAACCAAAUGGAUUUUCUCCACAGACUCCACAAAUGCGAGUGGUCAACAAGUACAGCUAUUAAAUGGACCGUGGACAUUUUUAAGUGAGAGAGUUGAGUUUUUGGUAGAGCCUUGCACCAUGACGGCUUGAGGGGUAUGGAUGAGACCUGGCCUAGUGUGUGUUUGUGUAUCAACUUGAGGUGUGUUAACCCUUUAAAUUAUAUGCACAUUCACUAACACGGAUAAAGGGAAAACCAUGUGUGGCCAAAGAUUCUCACUGGGGCUGUCUCCUCAAACUCAUCUGCCUCUUUGGGCUCGCAAGCAUUGGUGAACAAACAGUCAGUAGAGGUGGAUCUACUGCCUUUUACUGUAUCUGGGUUUGGGUCACACCCAUCUCCCCAAAGGGUACAACGUUUAGGAUACCAGCAAGCUGCUAUGACAGUUUGGUACCACUUUUAGAAAACGUGGAAUACUUGAAAAAUGGGUCUGAGGUAUUGCUGCCCUUCAGCACUGUCUUCCCACUAAUGUGAAUUCAACAGAAUAUAAAGGUAGGCAAUACCUUUUGGUAGUGAGGUGGCAGAGGAACAACAACAACAACAACAUCAACAAUCACGUGUGUUGCUUUAGAUAUAUGACCAUAAACUGCUUAACUACGCAGUAAGUAAAACGGAAAAGAAUGCAAAUACAAGUGUUUGAAUGUGUGCUGGCUAACUGGAAUCCAGAUUUUUGUAAGAGCAGUUCACAUGUUAGGCCUUCAAGAGUGGUGCCACAUGUCAGAUGAAGCACCUUAAGAACUGUUGAAGACCUAAGGCACUGUCUUUCAUUUCAAUAACUGUCUGUGUGUUCGUUGAAACUAAUCUGAAACAAGCAUAAGUCUUAUGUUGCUGUCACCCUAACAGGAGUUAGGGUUUACCCUGUAGGUUGGGCUGUAAUUAAGUUGGAUUUGUAAACUGCACUAAACAGGGACAAGAAAACACACUAGAAAAUUUAACUUUGCAUUUGCUGCUAAAAAUUUCAGACACAUUUGUCUUUGUUUUUCCCCCUCAACAGGGCUUGUACACCUAAGAAGACUGUGUGCAUCUUCAAUAUUUGAAACAGAUUAUAAGUGCUGAUUUAUAUAUUGAAAAAACUAAAUGCAGCAUUCAUUUUUUUUUCCAAGACUUUAAUUUCUCCCAUAAUGUCUUAGAAUUUCAAAGCAGCAUUGGUAUCAAAACAACAUUUUUUUGCUUUAAUCUCUUAUAAACUAUUAUUGAAGUAUUUUGGCAGGUGAAUGGGCAUUUUUACAUCCGCAUUUCUGGUCCAUGGAUCUUUUGUCACCUAACAUACCAAUCUGACCCACGAUUACAUAAUACAUGUCUAGCAUCAUUGUCAUUUGCUCUACUGGUUCUGCAGCCUGUGUUCCCUUUCCAGCUUCACAACAAAUGACCUGUGUACAAUCAGCACAACAUUUACCAAUGUGUCCAAAUGAGUCAUGCUGGAAAUGACGACAUCCUGUACAUACUUAAAUACUAUAAAUAAGGAGUAUAAAUAUUUUUAGGCAAAUGAACCUAAAUCUGUGCUUUGUGUGCCUUACAAAAUUAAGUAUUACAGUAGAUGAUUUUGGCAAUGUCAACUGGUCCUCCGUAAGUUGUUUUCAUGUAAGCUACAAACAGUUGUUCACAAAAUUUAGCAGAAAGUGUGUUUGAAAAGAGUCAUUCCCUUUUCAUCUUCGAAAAAACAGUUUCAAAGAUUGGAAUUUAGGUAAAUAUUUCUCUUUCAAAUGCCCGUUUUGAAAGGAAAUGUCUCCACCGCGUAGUGGUGCCCUGCAGUGAAUGUAUUUUUAUGACCAUAGGAUGUAGGGUGGUCAGACCUUGCACUGUGGAUUAGUCGGCUCAAUGCAGCACAUCUUAUACAGCAAAUGUAUUAACAUAAUAUUUCUCAUGAAAAGUUGACUUGGCAUGGCUGAGAGAGCUGCAGAAUCCUAGUUUUCCUGGAAUUGCAGCAAAGGAAUCAAGUCUUUUGGUCAGAAGGGACAAAAAGAGGGAUUAUUUUCGUAGCAGUGGGUAGACGGUUUGGGUUACUCCUGUAGUUCUACUUCAUCGUCAGUUGCCUGUUUAGCCCAAAGCCACAUUUUGUUUACAACCAGUGAUUGUAUGUAAAGACUUUCUGCCUGUCAUCUGAUCUAAACCCCAGCUUUCUUUUUUUAUUUUUUAACUCAAGCACACAAACAUACACUCCACACACACUGCUCAACUGCCUUGUACAAUGCAAUAUGACCUGGGUUUUUCUGUUGCAAUCUAAAGCCUUUAUUUCAGUAAGACCUCAAUGUAUGUGCAAAUGAACCAUUUUUGUCAUGUAACUUUGAUUUGAUUACUGUGCGACAUGGUUAUGCGCUGCCAGCUGUAUAUUUGAUCUCCGGAGUAUUUGAGCGUGUAGAUAUGUUGUAAAGUUGUACUGUGAAUGUGUAAAUAGUGUUUUCUUUCUUUUUCAUACUUUUGAAUUUUUUUUAACACGGCAUGUAUAGUUAAAAUAAAACAUUACUGCACAGAGUGGCAUUGGUAUAUUUAUUUUUUGUUCAUGUUUGAUAAAUCAUGUGGCUUUUGUCGUGUCGGA